UACCAGAUUGGGGCUUUGGGUGGUCGUCGGAAACAACAGCAAUUUUCGGGUCUACCGGAAAAGAACUAGAUGAGCGGCGGCAAACACGGUCGACCUGAGACCUACGCACUACUCUCCGACAAAGAUCUACGACCUACUCUAUGUCGAUAGUGACAAAGGACAAGCCGGGAGAUAUGGUUCCACCAAAAACAACGGUGGAUCCUCUGGCUUAGACAGAAGAGGAAACGUCAAACCCUUUUCUUCUACAGCUUGGGUCAAGCAAUAAAAUAAAAAAAGGCAGCAGGAGUUUCGUUCGGCGAGCGACAGCUCCCUAGGUUCAGUGUUGCAGAUGAACCAACAGUCAACCUCAACGGAGCGGUAGCAGGGUCUACGGUCAGGUGAAAAGGAAAUAAAAAAAAUGGCAGAGAGAAGAGAAGUCUACUUAUGAUGAGAAAGUUUACAUAGAAAUAGCAAGAGGAAACAAAAAAAAUGUUGGGCGGUUUGUAUGGAGAUCUUCCCCCUCCUGCUUCUGUAGCUUCCUCUUCGUCAGGGGAUGAAGAAAAGAACAAUAGUUCAUCAACAUGGUCAAGCAGUGCGAAGAUGGCACCUCCAGCCUUACGUAAGCCCUCUUACCUUUUCACACCUCCUCAAUCAGUCUUGAAGAGUCAACAGUCCCAGGGAAGACCUAAAACAUCACAGACAAAAACUGUCUCAUCAGUUUCUACUGGAUCAACUUUAAUUGAUGAUGGAAUACAAUCAGUUGGCAUUCAACCAGCACUUGUUGGUGUUACUGCUACUAUAAUUGAAGAGUAUGAUCCUGCUAGACCUAAUGAUUAUGAAGAAUAUAGGAGGGAAAGGAGGCGGCGUUUAAUGGAGGCGGAGAUGAAGCGGGAGCUUGAAAGACGGCGACAAGAGGAGGAAGAAAAGGAGCAGGAGAGAAAAAAAGAAUUAGAAAGAGAAAGGGAGGCAAUGGAAAGAGAGAAGGAAAGGGAAUAUGAAUCGAGGUCAGCAUCGUUAAACAUUUCUGGAGAAGAAGCUUGGAAACGGCGAGCUGCAAUAAGUGGUCUGCCAGCGGCACCGAGGUCACCUUCCCCUACUAAUGGAGAUGGAUUCACUAUUGGGAAAUCAAGCACAGCUGGGCUCGGUGUUGGAGCUGGUGGACAAAUGACAGCAGCUCAGAAAAUGAUGGCAAAAAUGGGUUGGAAGGAGGGUCAAGGGCUUGGGAAGCAGGAGCAAGGAAUCACUACUCCUCUUAUGGCAAAGAAGACAGACAGGAGAGCGGGUGUCAUUGUCAAUGCCAGUGAAUCUAGAGCUGAUAAGAAGCUCAAGAGUGUGAAUCUGAAUGGGCCUCCAACUCGUGUUCUCUUACUUCGAAACAUGGUUGGUCCAGGGCAAGUUGAUGAUGAACUUGAAGGUGAAGUUGCAGAGGAGUGUGCUAAACAUGGCACUGUUAUGCGCGUUCUAAUAUUUGAAAUCACAGAGCCAGGUUUUCCAGAUGACGAAGCUGUUAGAAUAUUUAUUCUGUUUGAGCGACCAGAGGAAGCAACGAGAGCAUUUAUUGAUCUAGAGGGUCGAUACUUUGGUGGUAGGUUGGUUCGAGCUUCAUUUUAUGAUGAGGAUCGUUUCGGCCGUAAUGAGUUGGCUCCAACAUCUGAAGAAAUUUCUGGCCGUCAUUGAAAUGCCUGUCACGGUUGGUAUGAGUGUUGUUGGGGGUUAUAAGUAGCUCCAGAGAUCUCGGUUAUGCUUGUCGGCAGUGAAAUUAUUAACAUGGUAAGGACAUUUUUAUGCUCUCAGCCAAAAACCAUUUUCAUGUUUCCGUUUGUUUUACUGUUGUCAUCAGAGAUCCAUUCGUGUCUAGAGGAACUAAUUCUUCUUUUUUGAUUUUUACACACUGAACUGCACCUGGGCUGGUAACUAAUCCUGUUCAAGGUCAUAAAACGGUUACUACCCCAAUUUCUCCUUUUUUUACUUGAUUUUUCAUUUCGUGGUGGCUAGGAUUGAUGAACUGGUUGAAGUUGCCUAGACAGACUCAAGCUCAUGAGAAAGUUGCUUAAUGAAAUAGUUGUUUACAAUUACUUAAAAUUCCUUCUUUCGAUGAA
Messenger RNA from Nymphaea colorata (pocket water lily), 2078 nucleotides. RefSeq names its product DNA-damage-repair/toleration protein DRT111, chloroplastic. Gene Ontology annotation, biological process: mRNA cis splicing, via spliceosome. Gene Ontology annotation, molecular function: RNA binding. The record is from RefSeq and is a predicted model, not a curated record. The coding region runs from base 469 to 1656 and encodes 395 amino acids. The transcript is spliced from 3 exons. Gene Ontology annotation, cellular component: precatalytic spliceosome. NCBI's taxonomy places the organism in Eukaryota, Viridiplantae, Streptophyta, Magnoliopsida, Nymphaeales, Nymphaeaceae.